Molecule: messenger RNA, 1447 nt
Organism: Arachis ipaensis
Lineage: Eukaryota; Viridiplantae; Streptophyta; Magnoliopsida; Fabales; Fabaceae
Gene: CIA2
Product: chloroplast import apparatus 2
Biological process (GO): regulation of DNA-templated transcription
Cellular component (GO): nucleus
Molecular function (GO): protein binding
Source: RefSeq, a predicted model, not a curated record
CUGGGUUUAGGGUUUUGUACUUUUUGUUCUAUCAACCAUGUUUAGCUGCUAGCUCUUAAUUUCUAAAAUUGAGAGAGAAUUAAUAGAAUGUCAUCAUCGUGUCUAAGUGGAGCUGGCGGAAGAACCUAUGGCUUCGAAUUCGAAUUCGUUAAGUCAACAUCUUCAUCAAUCACCAGAACUUCACACACUUCAUCAUCACCAUCUUCAACAAUCUCCGAAUCCAGCAACAGCCAGCUGGCAAUCUCCACGCGUAAGCCCAGAACCGCUCGCAAACGACCCAAUCAAACCUAUAACGAAGCCGCGGCGCUUCUCUCCACCGCAUACCCCAACCUCUUCUCAUCCAACACCCUCAAAAGCUUCGCCAAACCAUCGCCGCAAUACAGUAACGGUAAUAUUUCCAAUACGGCGUCGUUUUUGGACGAUUCGUCGGACCUGUUGUUGCCGUUCAGGGUGUUCGAUACGUCGUCGUUUCUGCUCCACCAGUACAAGCCGUCGUGCUUCGCGGUGGAGCCUAAGGUGGUGAGUGUGCAGCACGAGAAGCCAUGCCAGAGCCCAGGGGAGAUAAGCUCCAGGGUGAAUUCCUUGGAAUUAGAGGACCAUAAUAAUAACCAUUGCGGCGCCGGAGAAGACGAUUUCGAUGCCGAAUCGAUGCUCGACGAGGAAAUCGAGGAGGGAAUUGAUAGCAUCAUGGGGAGCGGGGUAGAAUUGGAAUCGUCCUCCAUUGACGGAGCUUCUUCGGAUAAUAAUCCGUGGAGUUGUUUUGGCGGGAAACUGGAUUUCCGGCUAGGGUUGCGGAGGGCCGGAGUGAGGGCUCUCCGAAGCGCCGACGACGGCAAUUGGUGGAAUUUCCCGGCGGUUGAUAUCCUUCAGAUAUCGCCUAAGGCCGUAAACAAGCCUGCGCCGCAACAAUCGGUGGCUGCGGCAGCUGAAAAGGCGAAGAAGAAGAAGAAGAAGGUGGAGAAACCGAGCGUUGAGGUGAAGAACAAGAACGAUGAAUUGCCGAAGCUGAAUAAUAUUCAUGCCGCUGUUCCGAAAUUGAAUUCCGGAUUGAUGUUGAAAUUGAAUUACGACGGUGUCAGGAAUAGUUGGUCCGACCGGGGCUCGCCGUUCGGCGACGACGGCUCAGCCUCCGACUUGCCGGGAAAUGACGUCACCGCACGAUUGUCACAAAUCGAUUUGUUAUGGGAGAAUGGGGGAAUGAGAGAGGCUAGCGUGCUUCGCUACAAAGAAAAGCGGCGUACACGCCUCUUCUCCAAGAAGAUCAGGUACCAAGUCAGGAAGGUCAACGCAGAUCGACGGCCCAGAAUGCAGGGACGAUUUGUUAGGAGGCCGAUUUCUAGCUCAAAUGCGCACAGAUGAACAUGCUUUUUUGUGACCUUCCUUUUAAAAAUAAAGUUUUAAUUCUUGUAACCUUUUCUUUAAAAAUUUCUCUUCACUUUUUGCGUUA